Chenopodium quinoa (quinoa) is the source of this 507-nucleotide messenger RNA. RefSeq names its product PTI1-like tyrosine-protein kinase 2. Gene Ontology annotation, biological process: protein phosphorylation. The coding region runs from base 1 to 507 and encodes 168 amino acids. Gene Ontology annotation, molecular function: protein kinase activity. Lineage: Eukaryota; Viridiplantae; Streptophyta; Magnoliopsida; Caryophyllales; Amaranthaceae. The record is from RefSeq and is a predicted model, not a curated record. The transcript is spliced from 3 exons.
AUGAUAAACAACGGCCUAGAGAUUACAAUAAAGAAAUUGGACACGAGUUCUACACAUGAUUCAGAUUCCGACUUUGCAGCUCAGUUUUUGAUUGUUUCAAGACUGAAGCAUGAGCAUUUUAGGGAGCUUAUAGGUUAUUGUUUGGAACAAUUUAACAGAAUAUUGGUCUAUCAGUAUGCAACAAUGGGCUCUAAACAUGAUGUUUUACAUGUCCUGAAAAAUAUCGACGAGGGGGAGAAGACGAACAAAGAGGAGGGUGAAGGCGAGUCCCAUGCCAAAAAAAAAAUUGAUUUUCAGGUUAAAGAUGUAGAUCUGGAGUCCGAUUUUGAGGUCAGUGUUGCGCCCUCCCCCACCCCCAAGCGCGGAUCUAAGGUUUCCAGGCCUCCUCCGAAGCUUUGGCGAAAGAGGAAGGCUGCGGUGGUGGCGAUGAGGCGUUUGCGCGGGUUGCCUGAUUUGCCGGAGUCCGACCUCGUGGUGCUGUCCUCUGAUGAGGAGGCUGAGCACUGA